Molecule: messenger RNA, 700 nt
Organism: Mizuhopecten yessoensis (Yesso scallop)
Lineage: Eukaryota; Metazoa; Mollusca; Bivalvia; Pectinida; Pectinidae
Product: E3 ubiquitin-protein ligase Midline-1-like
Exons: 1
Biological process (GO): positive regulation of DNA-templated transcription
Cellular component (GO): nucleoplasm; chromatin
Molecular function (GO): zinc ion binding; ubiquitin-protein transferase activity
Source: RefSeq, a predicted model, not a curated record
AUGGCGACACCCAUAGGUCAAAUUCCUUUCCGUGAGAAAGGUCACACAAACUGUGUCGAGCACAAGGGGAGACAACUAGAACUUUACUGUGAGAAGUGCGACACACUUGUUUGCCUCAAAUGUUUGUCGACGAUUCACAAAGGUCAUGAUGUUUGUGAACUCAACGAAAUUACCCCACAGAAGAAACAAGACAUUCAAAACUUUAUUGACAGGACCGAAACAAAUGACCUGGUACAACUUAGGAAGUACAUCACAUCUACUGAUACACUUCUUAAAGACAACACCAGCAAUUUUGAAAAGGUCUCAAACAAGUUGAAAACGCAAACGGAUCAGUUGAAACAAGACCUCGACUUACUUACAACACAGACACUCUCUCUUUAUCAGAAAAUGGAGGAGGAUAAUGCCAAGCUGAUACAAACAUACAAACAGGACCUGGAAAUGUACGACAAGCAACUCAAACAACGAGUACAGGAAUGCAAGACAGCACUUCAGCGUGGCUCUAACAUAGAAAUCUAUGAUGCAGGAUGCGCCAUUGGUUCCAAAACAAAUCUCCCUGUAAAACCUGUCCUGGGUACUGCCAGCUUCACUCCAAACAAACAUCCUAAGCAUCACCUAGAACUUGCCUUAGGGACAAUUGACAUAUCGCGUGAAGGUCAAGCUUCAGUUGACCAGGACAAUACUUCUGUUACACCUUCUGGUG